Drosophila teissieri is the source of this 8062-nucleotide messenger RNA. RefSeq names its product serine-rich adhesin for platelets (gene htk). Bases 360 to 7808 code for a protein of 2482 amino acids. NCBI's taxonomy places the organism in Eukaryota, Metazoa, Arthropoda, Insecta, Diptera, Drosophilidae. Gene Ontology annotation, biological process: regulation of transcription by RNA polymerase II. Gene Ontology annotation, molecular function: transcription cis-regulatory region binding. The transcript is spliced from 5 exons. Gene Ontology annotation, cellular component: nucleus. The record is from RefSeq and is a predicted model, not a curated record.
AUUUCAUGCGCCAAAAACGUAAACUAAACGAGUAUCUUUGGAGAUAAGUUAAUGCCGAGAAUGACCAGCUGCCCAAUAAACUGCGCUACCAGCAACUGAGACCGACGCCCGCACAAUUCGAGAAUCGCUGCAGUGCAUCCUGCGCGCAGGCGGCUGGAAAAACGCAAUUUCCACCUUGUGGGUGGUACAGCAGCGCAGGAAGAAGAAGAGCGGCAACGCUGCGCUCCCAAUUGAUAAACAAAAGGAUCGAAAAGGCGGAAAAAAGGAUUUAAAUCGGGCACCUGGACAAGAUGCCAGGCGGGCGAUAGUGGGAGCGAUCCAUACACUUGGUCCAGCAACACAGAAAUCUCCAGAUUACGAUGCAGCAAAUGGACGAUCCGCCGUCGCUGCCCGUGGGCACGGAGGUGAGUGCCAAGUACAAGGGCGCCUUCUGCGAGGCGAAGGUCAGCAAGGUGGUGCGCAAUAUCAAGGUGAAGGUGGCCUACAAGCAGGGCCUAGGAUCCGGCAUUGUCCCCGAUGAUGCCAUCAAAGCGCCAACGGGCCAGUUGCGCGUCGGUGCGGUCGUGGAGGUGCGUCAUCCGGAUCGCAAGGAGCUCGUGGAGGCUACCAUCACAAAGAUCCAGGAUAUCUCGCAGUACACGGUGGUCUUUGACGAUGGCGACAUCACCACUCUCAGGCGAACGGCCCUGUGCCUCAAGAGCGGCAGGCAUUUUAACGAGAGCGAAACGCUGGACCAGCUGCCACUUACCCAUCCGGAACACUUUGGCAAUCCCGUGGUGGGUGGACGAAGGGGCAGACGGCGCGGCCACCUGAACGAGGACAGUUCCGAGGACGACGACGAAAGCGAUGCCAAGGAGGUGGUGAACGAGAAGGAGGAGAACAUCGGCAAGGUGGUGUGCGUGGAGACGGAGUCCAAGAAGAAGGACAAGGAGAAGUGGUUCCCCGCUCUGGUGGUGGCACCCACGGCACAGGCCACCGUACGCAUCCGAGUGAAGGACGAAUACCUGGUGCGCUCGUUCAAGGACGGCCGCUAUUACACGGUGCCCAAGAAGGAGGCCACCGAGUUCACGCGCGAAGUGGCGAGCAAGCAGGAUGUGCCUGCUGUGCAGGCGGCCCUCGAGUUUCUGGACAGCAGUGUUCUGCCUGCCCACUGGGACAGGGACUCGCUGUUCGGCCUCACGAACAUCUCCAGCGAUGACGAGGGCGAGAUUGACUCGGACUCCUCCGACGAUGAGCCGCACGAGGAGAAGGAUCGGUUCGUGGCCCAGCUGUACAAGUAUAUGGAUGACCGGGGCACACCGCUGAACAAGGUGCCCUCGAUUCUAAGCCGCGAUGUGGAUCUGUACCGCCUCUUCCGUGCGGUGCAGAAGCGAGGUGGCUACAACCGCGUUACCUCGCAGAAUCAGUGGAAGCUCAUUGCCAUGCGCCUGGGCUUCACGCCCUGCACGGUGAGUGUGAUGAAUCUGGUGAAGCAGGCGUACAAGAAGUUCCUGCAACCAUACGGUGACUUUCAUCGAAAGCUGGGCUGCUCCAUGCUGAUGACCUCGCGCAACUCCAACCGCAGCAAGGGUAGAAGCCUGGUGCGCGCCAAUUCAGUGGCCUCACCCAAGCCCAUGGAGACCACGAAGACGGAGACCAUCAGCAAACUGGCCCAGCCCAAUCAUACAAACGUGGUGGCCUCCACAUCGAGCAGUGCAGCAGCAGCGGCAGCUUCUACGCCGGCCAGAGCCGUGUCCACCGCCUCGCAGUCCGCAGCUGAGGAGUCGGGCAAUACCAGCGAAUCCAGCGUGGUGGUGGAGCCACCUAAGAAGCAAAGGAAGGGCUCAGCGGCCAGCAGUCAACAGGGCAAGGUCAAGAGUCUGGUGGAGAAGUACGAGGAAAAGUCCACUGCAGUUCAAGGCACAUCGUCUGGAUCAGUGGCCGCAUCGGGAGCCAGCGGAUCAUCUACAGCCGUGCCAACCACUUCGGCAGCUAUUUCCACGCCGACCAACUCGUCAUCAGCCACAUCAGGAGGCUCGGCUGCUGUUGCGACUACGGGAAUGAACAAGGAUGCCGAAUCGGAUCUGCCCUUGGCCAAGAUCAAGGCAGCGGCUGUGGCGGCCGCCUCCACCAGGCACAGCAUGGAAAAGGAGACCAACAUCAGUUCGGGCAGUAGUGCCUCCGCCUCCAGCAAGGCGAAUUCCGCGGAGAUGCAGCGCAGUCGUGAUGCCUCACCAUCGGUCGCUGCACCACCCUCUGCCGGCACAAGCACAUCCGGAGGAGCAGCUGCCCCCGCCCAGCCCACGUCCACCAAGAAGGAGAAGCACCAGCGGAGCAAGCAGGCGGACAAGGAGAAGGACAAGGACAAGGAUAAGGAAAAGGAGGAGAAGCAGGCUAGCAGCGGCAAGCGAAAGAAGGAGAAGAUUAGCGUGGAGAAGAUCGACACCGGCGACUUUGUGGUGGGCAUCGGUGACAAGCUGAAGGUGAACUACCACGAGAAGAAGUCGCCCAGCUCGCAUGGCAGCACCUACGAGGCCAAGGUCAUCGAGAUCAGUGUCCAGCGCGGAGUGCCGAUGUACCUGGUCCACUACACAGGCUGGAACAAUCGCUACGAUGAGUGGGUGCCACGCGAACGGAUUGCCGAGAACCUGACCAAGGGAUCCAAGCAGAAGACUCGCACCAUUAGCACCAGCAGUGCCAACAGCGGCAGUGGAGGUGGUGGAGGAGGAGGAAGUGGAGGUUCCUUUUCGGUGCAGGGCUCACAGCCGCCGGGAGUGUCCGAUAAGCAUCAGCCAGGCAAGGAUGGCUGUUCCAAAAUGCCACCCUCAUCGGGAAAUUCGACUGGACCUGGAGCUCCAUCGCAGUCGGGACCUCUGGGAGGCGCCAGCUCCACACCCUCGCUGCUCUCCACUGUGGUCAAGACCCCGACUACGGGAGGAGCCAAGCGCGGACGUGGACGCAGCGACUCCAUGCCACCGCGUUCCACCACACCCUCAUCGGUGGUGACCCACUCUGGUCGCACCAAGUCACCGGCUGCUUCACAGCCGCAACUACAGCAACAGAUGAAGAAGCGCCCGACGCGUGUCGUUCCCGGCACCACCACUCCGCGUCGCGUCUCCGAUGCCUCAAUGGCCUCCGAAUCCGAUUCAGACUCCGAUGAGCCGGUGCGGCGUCCAAAGAGGCAGAGUACCAAGGACAAACCACAAGCGGGCAAAGCGCCGCCGCCAGGCAAGGGACGCGUGGCCAGUAGGGCCUCCUCCACAGCACCCGCUGCCCAUCCCAGCGAUGAUUCCGAGGAUGAUGAGGAGGAAGAGGAACCAUCGGCGACCAGAGCAGCUCCGUCCAAGCAGCAGCAACAGCAGGCUGCCUCUUUGCGGGGAUCCCGGGCUGGCGGCAAUCGUGCCAUGAGCAGUGGCGCCGCUUCCGCCAAGGGACGUGACUAUGAUCUCAGCGAGAUUAGGUCGGAGCUUAAGGGAUUCCAGCCGAAGCUCCUGACGAACGCCGCGACCAACGAGGAGCGCAAGGAUCUUGCCAAGAAAGAGCCAUCCGACGAGCCAGCGCUGCAGGACAUCAAAAAGGAGCCCAAACUGGAGUCGUCAGCCAAGAGCAGCUCCACGGAACUGUCCUCGGAAACGGAAUCUUAUGCGGACGAAGACUCGCAGUCCUCCGACUACCGCAAACAACCGAAGGGAUCUGGAGCAGGCAAAAAGGAACCCACAGCCACUCCCUCCAAAUUGCAUCAUGAACCAGUGUCCAAAAGAGAACUGGCUGUCAAAGAAGAGCCUCUGAAAAUCGAACCCAAAACGGAGCCCAAGGAUGAGGAAUCCAAGAGCAAACCCUUCCUGUCGGGCGCAGACAUCAAACCCACCGCCCUGAUAGCGCCAGCUAGAUUCGGCAAUACCUCAGCUCCCCAAGCAGCCAGCUCAUCCGGAUCGGGCUCCACUACGGCCAAAUACACAUCGGUGAUCGUGGAGAAGCCCCUAACAAUUGGCGGCAAGAAGUCAGUGGAGCAGCAUGUGCCCAAGAAGGCAGAGCUGCUCAAGAAGCAAUCCGGCGGCGCAGGCGGAACGGCUGCUAGCUCUUCCCUGACCAGUCAGGAGUCAAAGAAGUUUGCAGAGCCUGUGGCAAGCUUGAAAGUGGAAAUGCCGGCAGCUUGCUCGCCCUCGUCGUCCUCCUCCUCGUCCAGUUCCUUCUGUUCGACAGGAUCCGCGGUGAGCUCGAGUUCGGCCACUCGUUCCCUGCCGGAUAUGAGCAAGCUGGAGAUCAGCAGUGGCACCGUCCCCGGACCGACGCCGGGAGCAGCGCCUUCGCAGUCAGCCAAUGCCACACAAGUCAGCUCGUCCGGUGCGGCCAAGGAGUCGAAGUACAGCAGCAGUGGAGGAGCUGCUGCAGGUUCGGGAAUAAGCAUGCGGAAGCUACUAUCGUCGGAUGUCUAUGAGUUCAAGGACACGGAGCCCUUUGAGUUCGAGAAGCGCAUCUCACCGAUGGCCUCUGUGGGCGGAACUUUGGCUGCCGGAGUCACUGCAGCCGGAGCAAUGGCGACUGCAGCAGCUGCUUCGGUAAUCACGACAGUGAUGCCAACACCAGCAGCCUCCGGAUCAGGUGGGGCAGCAGGUGCCUCCACUUCGGCCCCAGUGGUGGUUGGGUCGGCGGCCAGGAAGCAAGCGCUCAAGGCCAGCGCCAUUCAGCACAUCCUGGAGCACCAGGGUCCCACCGCUGGUCGCGAGCGUGGCUACGGCGGUAUGACUUCAUCAUUAAGCCUACUAACAGCGCCCAAGCUUAAAAAGAGGGGCUCUCCACUGAAGGAGCCAGCCUUGUGCCUGGAAAAGUCGAAGAUCUUCAAGUUGGACAAGGAGCAAGUCCAGCAGCCGGUGGAACAGAAGGCUCAGCAGCUAACCGCACCCACCCUAGGGCCAGUUGAAUCGUACACAGCAGGCAUACCGGAGCCCAUGUCGCCCUUGAGUACGCCAACUACAUCGAGCGGCCAUGCCCAGGCGUCGGGCUCUUCGACUUACAGCCAACUGACUCCGCACCAUGCCACACCUUUCGAUGCCUUGAGGAAGUCGCCCAGUUUUAAUCUGAACAUCACCGCCUUGAACGAGGAACUGGCACAGACUGUGCAAGAGACCACGCGAGCGCUAACGGAUGCACUGCAGCCGCCAACUACGCCUGGCCCGCCGCCCGUGUCGUCGAGUGGAUCCACAGCAACUGCAGUGACACCAGUGAUCACACCAACGCCCACAGCUGUGUCCGCCGCCUUGAGUUGUCCCAGCACACCGCCCACGGGUGCGAACCCAGUGCUGGCCUCGCCCAAGCUGAGCACACCACCGCAGGCCAUCAAUGCCAGCAAGCAGCCGCCUGCUCCCCACAUUGUGGGCAGCCCCUUCAUCGAGACCAGGAACGUGUUCGAGCUGAGCACCUCCAACGAGGGCAGUGGCUACAGCUCGGGCGAGUCCAAGGACAACAAGUUUGAGAAACUGGAGAACGUGAAAAUCCUGCUCGCCGGAGCAGUGGGGCCCUUCGACCUGGAUGCCGGCAGCUAUGAGCAGAAGACCAGCUCCAUAGCGGACAAGGUGCUGAAGGCCAUCAGUCAGAAGAAGGAGGAGGUGGAGAACAACAAGAGCAAGCCACCGGUGGAAUCCGCCUCCGCAUCCGCCGCCGCCAUCAAGACACCAGCGCGUGAGGAGGUGGUGCCAAGUCCGACGGUCAAACUGGAACUGUGCAGCAGUGCCAUCAAGCUCGACACCCUCAAGCUGUUGAGCGAACCACUCAAGAUACAAACGGGUCCACUUUUGGGCGAACUCUACAGGCCCGGACCGGCAACUAGCAGUCCGGAAACCAAAUCCAUUCUGGAGUCUUCGCUGCCGGCCAAGAACAGCGAGUUGAGCGAGACGAUUCAGAAACUGGAGUGUGCCAUCCAGCAGCGAAAGACGCCAGUCGGUGGAGCCCUCUCGCUGGCCAGCUCUACGGCAGGCACACCACCCACAGCCCACACACCGAACUCGACGGCCACCGCAGGAGCAGGAUUUUCGGACGAAUCAAUGGACAGCACCGACUCCGAGCAGCGUCUGGUCAUCGAGGAUGUGAUAGCUGAAGAGCACACAACGACCACAACAACUGGCGAGCAAAAGAGUCCGGGAUCCCAGCAAGAGGAGGGUCAAACCAACACGGCCACCAUGGCGACGGCGGUUACCGCCGAAACGGAGGGCACCAGCAGCAGCACACCCACGCCACCGGUUCCUGCGCCCGUUAAAUUGGAACUGGGUGCCAAGGCUAUGCCAGGAAUCCAAGCACCCAUUCCUCUGAAGCCCGCCGAGGGUAGCUCCUUUGCUGGGAAACUCUCCGGUGUGGCUCAACCCCCACCGCUGGCCAAGCUCCAGCAACAAGAGGAGAUGGGUCAGUCUCAGGGCCAGUCGAAGAGUAUCAGCUCCUUCGGCAUUCCCAUUGUGCUGCCCGAGAUCCCCGCCUCUGUUGUGGUGGCCACGCCAGCCCUCAUGGUGGCCUCCGCCGCCACAGUGAUGCGUCACAGUCCUGGCUCCACGUCGAACUCGCCCGCGCCCGUCCUGAUCUCUCCCAAAACGUUCCUGACCGCCCCGAAAGUGGGCGAAGUUGGUGGACUGCUGCUGAAGGCCUAUACAGGAGUGGGCGGAACAGUGGUGGCAGGAGGAGCAGUACCAGCCGGAAGCGUGAUAGCAGCAGCCGGCGGAGGAACACCCACUGUCAUCUCCAAUUUCACCCAACAGCAGCAGCAGCAGCAGGCAGGCGUGGCGCAAGCGGCCCCGGAGAUGGCCGCCAGUUACGUUAUAGACGCGGAGAUGGCCGAUGCUGCCAACAGCAGUGCCCCAGUGGUGGCUCGGCCAUUUGUGAUGCACCCCGUGAACAAGGAACUGUUCAAUGUGGUCGCACCUGCCGCCAGCUCGCCUUUGAUCAGCGAUCCUCACAACGAGUCCAUUAAUUUGCUCUGCGAGGAAACCAUACCGGGCAGUCCGGCGCCCAUUCACGGUGGCACCGAUCAGUUACCCCUCGCCGUGAAUUCGGCGCUAGCCAUCGUGGGCAUUACGCCCCUGCCGCCUGAUACGCCGCCACCCGUACCAGUUGCUGCCAUCCAGCAGCAGCAUCAACUGCAAAGCGGUCAGCAGCAGCAGCAGGCGGCCAAGGCGGGAGAGGUCAAUCCCUCGGCGCCCAACAGUUCGCCGGACUCGGCCAGCCAGGAUGAGAGUGGCGAGGAGACGAAGAAGAAUGCCGAGCUCGAGCACGAGGACUCCAGCGGACUGGGAGCGCUGAACAAGCGCAAGCGCACCCGCAAACCUCUACCGAUGAGCGCCCAGACGGCGGCAGCCGUGGCGGCCCAGCUCCAAUCCCUGGGCAAGAGGCGACGCCAGGUGUCCGGAAUGCGCAAUCAGAAAACCACAACCGCCACCGCGGGCUCCGAUACCGACGACAACUCGGAUAACAUAGCGCCGAACGCAGGACAACAGCAGCAGCAGCAACGACAGAGCGCCCGCCAACAGAUGAUGCCCCAGGGCAACGCGCAACAGCAACUGCUGCAACAGCAGCAGACGCAACUGCAGCAGGGUAUCCAGUCGACCAACUCUUCGGGCGUGCGUCCAUGCCCGUACAACUUCCUCGUUGAGCUGGAUCCAGCGCUCAGCUCCGACGAGUGCAUCACGAUCCUGCGCAAACAGAUCCAGGAUCUGCGCAAGGCCUACAACACCAUCAAGGGUGAACUGGCGGUCAUCGAUCGCCGGCGCAAGAAGCUGCGUCGCCGUGAGCGCGAGAAGAAGCAGCAACAGCUGCAUAGCCAACAGCAGGGCAAGAUCUGUGCCUAGCUCGGAUGGCAUCCACAUCAGCAUGCGUUGAGCAGCGACUCUCUUAUUUAAUCUUGUGCAAAUACAAACGACCUUAGACCGACUGGAGAGCCUAUUGCGGAUCGUUGAUAAACGGAUGAUAUGAUAUGAUUAAUAUGAAUAGAAAUUGUAUAUCUAUGGAUUUUUUUUCCAACUCUAGGUUUAGCCACAAAACUUAAGGAUUAAGCACAAAAUUGUCUAUAUAAAUACAUUUCAUAAGAUGUAUGUAUUCGUAA